Messenger RNA from Photinus pyralis (common eastern firefly), 3158 nucleotides. It is a transcript of the gene Ptp69D, whose product is annotated as tyrosine-protein phosphatase 69D. Gene Ontology annotation, biological process: protein dephosphorylation. NCBI's taxonomy places the organism in Eukaryota, Metazoa, Arthropoda, Insecta, Coleoptera, Lampyridae. Gene Ontology annotation, molecular function: protein binding; protein tyrosine phosphatase activity. The record is from RefSeq and is a predicted model, not a curated record.
GUCAAUUUGGAAGGUAACGCUUCAUUCUUAAAUGAUCAGGGCAUUAUGGAGUACACAACUUGGGGGCCGAAAGUGACGAGCGUUAACGAAAAUAUACACUUUACCCGAUUUUACAACGUCUCAUCGAACACCAAUUACACGGUACGAAUUUCGGCAGUGACACGCACGAAGAAAAAUGGCGAAUUUAAGGAGCUAUAUUGUCGUAUGCCGCCGACCGUGCCUGAUAAGCACAAGCUGUCUCGUUUCUCCUGGCACAAAGUGGUGGAGGAAGGAAAGUGGAUGUUCAAAUUGCUAAUGCACAGAAUUUCGGAACGUAACGGGCCCAUUUGUUGCUACAGAAUCUAUAUGGUACGUAUGGAAACGCAACAAAAAAUUGCGGAGCUGCCCGCGCCGGAAAACUUGCCCAUUGUUUCGUACCAGGAGGCCCAUCGAACCCCGAAGGGCGGCGUUUACGUUGCAGAAAUGUUUACCAGCACAUCAUUUCACCCGGAAGUGUUUCUCGGAGAUGAUCAGGUGUAUAACGUAAGCAGCUCGUUGUGCGACGAAUGUGUAGGUCUACGUCCAUAUUCCCUUCCAAGAAGACAGCGCUCGACUGAUAACAAGCAUGAAGAUUUAAUCAGUCCUUUGCCGCCCUACGAUGGAAAUUUAGAUAUGGGUAGUAAUUAUACCGGUUUCAUCGAAAUUGUCAUUCAAGGGUCAGAUCCGGAUCAGGGUAUCACGGCUUACAGCAACUACUUGGUGAUGAUGAGUCCUGGACCAGAAUCCGUCGAAGCAGCCGCUAGCACGGGAACGAUGGGUUUGGUGGUUCAGCUGAUCGCGGGAUUUUGUGGAGUGGUUGUUCUUCUGCUCAUUGCGAUCUUCAUCUUGCAUAGACAUUUGUGUAGGAGCCUACGAGGGAGACAACGCUUGGUGUCGCUGAAUCCGCCGGACAUGUGCCCCAUCUUGAGAUCGGAAUUGACAGCCGCAUACGUGGAGAGGCAUAGGGACUCAGACUAUGGCUUUCAACAGGAAUUUGAGCUUCUUCCCGAUAGAUUUAUUGAUCGCACAACGAGGGCAUCAGAUGCAAGAGAAAAUGUAUACAAAAAUCGAUAUCCAGAUAUAAAAGCAUAUGACCAAACCAGAGUCAAACUAUCACAGGUUGAUGGUGUUUUAGGUUCUGAUUAUAUCAAUGCUAAUUAUGUGCUAGGUUAUAAAGAACGCAAAAAAUUUAUAUGCGCACAAGGACCAAUGGAUACUACAGUGAACGAUUUCUGGCGAUUGAUUUGGGAGCAGCAUUUAGAAUUAAUUUUAAUGUUAACAAAUUUAGAAGAAUAUAGUAAAACUAAGUGCGCGAAAUAUUGGCCAGACAAAGACGAAAGUAGUAAAACAUUUGGAAAUAUUACCGUAUCUCAUAUACAGGAAACUAGAUACUCAGAUUUUAUAGUUAGAGAACUGAGGCUAAGUAAGGAGUCGGGAGGACGCGAAGAAGAGCGCAUCAUUUCCCAAUAUCACUAUUUAGUUUGGAAAGAUUUCAUGGCGCCCGAGUAUCCUUACGGUUUAAUCAAAUUUAUAAAAAGAAUGAAUGAGGCGUAUACUUCAGAUAAAGGUAGUAUUUUAGUUCACUGUAGUGCGGGAGUUGGGCGUACUGGUACCUUAGUCGCGCUUGAUUGCUUAAUUCAGCAGAUGGCGGAAGAAGGACAUGUUACGAUUUUUAACACCGUUUGCGAAUUGAGACAUCAGAGAAACUUUUUGGUACAAUCACUGAAACAAUAUGUGUUUAUCUAUCGUGCGAUAAUGGAAGUAGCUCAAUAUGGUGAUACGGAAAUCGAGGGGGUGGACAUCAAAGCGACUGUUGAGAAGCUUAGACAAAAGGAUUCGAAUGGUGUUGUAAAGCUACAAGAGGAAUUUGACAAUAUCAAGGAUAUCGUGGAGGAUACGAAAUGUUGCUCUGUCGGAAGCAGCGAAGACAAUAUAGAGAAAAAUAGGAGUAGUUCUGUGAUCCCAUAUGAUCGAAACCGAGUCAUUUUAACGCCAUUGUUAGGAAAAGAACAUUCAACUUACAUCAACGCCUCCUUUAUUGAGGGUUACGAUAAUUCCGAAUCCUUCAUUAUCACUCAGGAUCCGGUCGAGGCGACAAUAACCGACUUCUGGAGGAUGAUCUCGGAGCAGGGCGUUAACGUGGUCGUCAUGCUUUCUGAGAUAGGAGACAAUAAAUGUCCUCGUUACUGGCCGGAGGACGAAAGCUUCUACGAUCACAUUAAGGUGAGGUACGUGCAGGCAGAGAGUUGCCCGUACUACACUCGGCGGGAGUUGUUCGUAAAAAAUCGCGACAGUGAGGAUUUACAUGUCACUCAUUUACAGUAUCACGGUUGGCCUACGGUAGAUGGGGAGGUGCCGGAAGUGACUCGAGGGUUGAUAGAGUUGGUUGACCAUGUGCAAUGGACGCUUAAUGAGCAUGGGUCAAGUGCGUCGGUUGUUGUUCAUUGCGGGUUAGGUGCGGAGAGAAGUUCUCUUUUUGUAGGCUUAAGCAUACUUGUACAACAGCUACGGGUUGAGCAUCGUGUGGAUAUUUUUACCGUUACCAGAAAGUUGCGUCUGCAAAGGCACGCUCUGAUUAACAGUUAUUCUCAAUAUGAAUUUUUGCAUCGUGCGAUUGUGAACUAUGCAGAAUUACAUGGACUGUGCGAUAUAUAAGUAUUAUAGUGCUAUUUUUUUGGCAUUUAAGUUUUACAUUCCGAUAACACUGUACUUUUAAUUUUUAUACAUUUACUUACGCCAAGAGUAUCAUUUUUUAUCUGUCAGAUGUGCAUUUAAAUGCGGUAUGAAAGUGUAAUCGAUAAAUUUUAUUUUCCUAAGUAGUAUAUUGUGUAUUUGUAUAUGGGUAUUUGCCAUAUUGAAACAUUUGACUGUUGCUUUGUAAUGAGACCCAUUAUCGUUAUCAAUUUUAACGCGUUUUUUUUUAUUGUUGUCGUAGACGUUAUGUUACUCGAAUCAAACCAAAGGAAUAGAAUUUAUAAGUUAGCGACAUUAACCACUUACAGAUGACUAAGAUUAUUUCGUGGAUUUUGUAAAUUGACAACUACUCUUAGUUCACUGUAUUCACAAAAUGUGUUAUAUUCAAUUUUGUAUUGUCUUUCACUUUUAUAGUUAAUCAUUAAAGUAAAAUUGACUUAACAACA